Messenger RNA from Aspergillus heteromorphus CBS 117.55, 1539 nucleotides. RefSeq names its product adaptin-binding domain-containing protein. Lineage: Eukaryota; Fungi; Ascomycota; Eurotiomycetes; Eurotiales; Aspergillaceae. Gene Ontology annotation, biological process: vesicle-mediated transport. Gene Ontology annotation, molecular function: protein-macromolecule adaptor activity. The record is from RefSeq and is a predicted model, not a curated record. Bases 1 to 1539 code for a protein of 512 amino acids. The transcript is spliced from 2 exons.
AUGACAACAACAAUCCGCAACCCCCGUCGCCUUCUCAUCCUCUCUCCAUCCACUCACUCCCCCUCAAUCAUCCCCCCGCUCCUGCACUCCCUAACCGGCGUCCCGGUGGCCGCGCCUCCGGCAGCGACAGCACCAGACACACCACCAGCAGGAACACAACCAGAAGCACAAACAGAGACAGAAAUAGAAACAGAAACAGAAAUACCCACCCUCUCCGACGCCGACACCCUCGCCCCCUCCUCCCACUCCAACGCCUCCUCCACCGCAACAAUCGCCCCAACACCAACACCAACACCAACACCACCCCCAGCUUCAGCACCAGAAGCGGAACCACCCACCACCACAACAUUCGCCGGCUACACCACCCACCCGCCCCUCCACAUCAAAAACAAAUACUACACCGCCGACAUCCCCAUCUGGGUCGACGAGAUCCCUCUCUCGGCGCCCCCAACUUCCUCCGCCACCGCCGCCGCCACCACCACCACCACACCUCCAACCACAACCGCAACCACACCCGAACCCACCACGCCCCAAACAUGGAAAACCUCCUUCUCCUCCCCGGAAGCCCAAGUCGUCCGCGAAGCCAUCGGCGCCGUGAUGAUCUGUUUCCGGAACCCGGCGUCGAGGUCCAUCCCCCUCCCUCUUCCUAACGGAGAUGAGGAUGCGCAUGCGCAUGCGCAUGCGGAUCUAGAGUCCCGGGAAGACGUGCGCCAACUCAAAUCGUUCGUGCAGGCGGUAGGCGAGGUGCGCGCGCUGAUUGAGGAGGAGAGGGGUGGGUUGGGGGUUGCGGAGGUGCCCGGGGUGGUUGUUUUGGUGGGUGGGGAGGGUGAGGGGCGUGGUAAUGGUGCUGGUGCUGGUGCUGGUGCUGGGGAUGGUACUGGGGAGGAGAUGCUGGGUGAGGAGCCAUUUUCGGUGGGGUGGUGGGAGGAUCAGGUUUGUGAGAUGGGGUUGAUUGGGGUGGAGGUUGUGAGGUGGGAUCCGAAGGGGGAUGGUUCUGGGGAUGGGGAGGGGAGGAAUGUUUAUGGAGAGCUGCAGGGGAUGCGUCGCAUCAAGGAGGUGCUGGAGACGCACGAUUGGGCUGUGACGGAGGGGGAGGACAUGGGUAUGGGUAUGGGUAUGGGGACUGGAUUACUCGAUGAUGACGACCUGGAGAGAGAGCUGCUGGGUCUGGACGAGGGGGAACAUGGGUUCGAUCUGGAGGUGAAUGAGCUGGAGCGCGAGAUGGUUGGGCUGCGGAUGGCGAUUGAGCGAGGCGGGGGCGAUGGAUUUGGCUUUGAUGACGAUGAGGAGGUUGAUGAUGAGGAGCUGCGCGUGGACGCCGUCGAGGCGUUGCUGCUGCGCAUGCGCGCCAUUAAGGGUAGUUAUUCCUUCCUUCCUUCCUUCCUCCCUCCCUCUCUCUCUCUCUGUUUCUUCACUUCUCUCCCUGAAUGGCACGAACGCGGGCUAAUAUGGAGACCAGAUAUCAGCGACGAGUUACCGGAAACCGAGCGGAAGCGAUUCGCGGCGAAGGCAGUGCGCGAUAUUAUGAAGGAGUUGUAA